GUACGUUUGUAAUCAGAAUUAGUAAAAGAUUAGAUAAUGCCAGCUUUAGAGACUUUAAGAAAAUCUACUAAGUUCUUCUCUCCUUUUACUUAAAAAUAAUUGAUUUUGUUUUAGGAUUACUUUAGAUUUUUAAGUUUCAAAGAGAAAACUUAAAUUACAAGAAGAGGAGAACCAGUAGAUUUUCUUGGAUUUGUUUUGAAAGGUUAGAUACAUGGAUUUGUAGAAAAUUAACAUAAAAUAACAUUAGUUGAAGGAGAUUGUUUAGGUCAUAUGGCCUGUAUAAAAUUGGCAGGGUAAUUAAUAAUUUCUUAUAUUACAGAUGUGAAGUAUAAUAAAUUGAUUAUUUUGCAAAAGAAGAAGGAUAUAUUGCUAUAAUAAGAUUAGAUGAUUUAAGAAUUUUAUAGAAACGAGAUUCAGAGUUCUCAACUUUUCUUUUUAAGCAAAUUUCACUUUUCACAUUGAAUUCAGUCUCAUAAUAAUUUUUGGGUUUAGAAUAUUAGAGUUAACCAGAAUAGACUAUUGUAGAAACUACUACAAAAAAAAUUAUGUUUCUUUUAGAUUAGUUAGGUGUUAAACCAGAUCCUGAACCAAAUAAAAAAAAAAAAGAUAAAUAAAUAGUAGAAGAAUCAAGAAAUCUAAGAUUUUUUUGGAAUCAAUUAGAUUAGAGAGAUAAACGUGCAUUUGUAUAAAAUUGCACUCUUAUUGAAACUAAAACAUAAGAAAUUUUAAUUAGAGCACAUUAAGCAUCAAAUGUUUUUUAUAUUGUUUUAGAUGGUGAAUUAAUUGAAUUUUAAGAAAAUUAACCAUCUAUUAUUUACAAACAAGGAGAUACUAUAGGAUUAAAAUAGUAUUUAAUAAAUGCAAAUUAAGAAAAUAAUAUUAUUUCUCGGAUGAAAUGCUUAUUAUUAAGAAUAACAAAAUCAAAUUUAGAUGAUAUUGCUACUAUUUCAGGUUAAAGUGCUUGUUCAAUUAUAACAAUGCUUACUAGAUUUGAGGCUUAAAAAUUAAAAGAAUUAUUUGAAAAGUAAUUCAAAGAUGAAUAAUAAGGAUUAUAAAGGAAAGUAGUAGCAUUAGUAGAUGAACUAUCUCAUACAUUGAAACCAAUUAGUAAAAAGGAUUAAUAAAGUACUUCUUAAUUAAUGAAUAAUUUUUUUGAAAUUGAUGUGAACAAAAUGAAAUAAGAUGAUAAAAGUGCUGCUUCUUAAUUAGAAAAAUAAAUAAUUGCUCCUUUAUAUUUAUUAGAUGUAUAUAAAGAUCUUGUUGCUAAAAGAUAUUAUUAACCAAAUGAAAUAAAAGAUAGAAAAGAUCCUAUGUUUGAAAGUGGUUUAAGCAUAUUUAUAAGAGAUAAACUAAAUGAACAAAGAACAUAAGCCUAAAAAAAAAAAGAAGAACUCAAAAAAGCUCGUAAAUAAGGAAAAUCUAUUAAAGAUGAGGAUAAUGAUAUAGAAAUACAUAUGGAUCCAAAUUAAUUAGUUUUAGAAGAACUUAAUAAUGAUUAUUACAAAAUUGUUGAUGAAAGAGAUAAAUUUUAAGAAUAUACCUAUCUUUUAGAAUAAUAAAUUAAAUAAAUGAAAGAUGAAUUUAAAGAAAUGAAAGAAGAACAUUAAAGAAUGUAAACUUAAAUUAGAAAAAAUGAAAUGCAUAAAGAAUUAUUAUCCCUAGAUUUAGCUUCAUAAUUGUUGUAACCAACAGAUAGAACAACCAAAAAGAAACAUACAUUAUAUGAUAAUGUAAAAUUUAUAAUUUAUUAAUAACUAAUAGUAUCUAGUAUAAGUUCAGGAAAACAAAAAAUUUAAGAAAACAGUACAAGUUGCAGAGAAAGUCUUAACUAUGAGUUAAUUACAUAAAUUACAAUCUUGA
Molecule: messenger RNA, 1860 nt
Organism: Paramecium sonneborni
Lineage: Eukaryota; Ciliophora; Oligohymenophorea; Peniculida; Parameciidae
Source: the annotation of a GenBank genome assembly